UUGGAGCCUUCACAGCGGCCGCAUCGUUGGAACAAAAGCACACCCCUUCAACACUGCAACUUUAAGCCAAGCGACAUGGAUAACCGCAGUUUGCUGCUGAGGCUCUCGCUGGUGGUGGCGCUUGUUCUGCUGCUCGUCUGUGUGCCGGAAACGGAUGCUGGAGGCUACCAGAAAAAGAAGAAAAUCGUCAUACACGUGCCAAUUCACAAGAAGAUUGAGAAGCACAUUCACACCGUGGUUAAGCAUGUCCACCACCACCACAAGCCCCUCGUUCUCAAGGAGGAGAAGAAGGUGAUACACGAGGACCAUCGCCCCAUACAGAUCCAUCAGACCAAGGAGCACAUCCACCACCACUCACUGCCGUUGGCAGCGGCGGCGCCCGCUGCUGUGCCAGAGCCGGAGCUGGAGGAGGAGGAGGAGCAUAUCCAUCACCACCACAACUACGAGCACAGGGGCGGACUGCGGGACGACUUCAUCGGUGGCGAGGGGAGCAGCAGUGAGGAGCGCUGACUAUGCAGCGCCCCUCUGCGGCGCAGACUGAUUCGAUCGUGGACCGAUCGCCCAUGGACGGGCCACUCCAUGUGAUUCCCUAGACACGUACAUCAUUUUUUUUUUUUUUUUUUUUUUUAUAGCCUAAAAUAAAUCUUAGCCGGAGCAAGGGAGACUCACCUU
This is a messenger RNA of Drosophila kikkawai, 672 nucleotides long. RefSeq lists its product as uncharacterized. NCBI's taxonomy places the organism in Eukaryota, Metazoa, Arthropoda, Insecta, Diptera, Drosophilidae. The record is from RefSeq and is a predicted model, not a curated record.